Messenger RNA from Rhodofomes roseus, 1224 nucleotides. RefSeq names its product phosphoserine aminotransferase. The transcript is spliced from 3 exons. Gene Ontology annotation, molecular function: pyridoxal phosphate binding; O-phospho-L-serine:2-oxoglutarate transaminase activity. The coding region runs from base 1 to 1224 and encodes 407 amino acids. Gene Ontology annotation, biological process: L-serine biosynthetic process. Gene Ontology annotation, cellular component: cytoplasm. The record is from RefSeq and is a predicted model, not a curated record. NCBI's taxonomy places the organism in Eukaryota, Fungi, Basidiomycota, Agaricomycetes, Polyporales, Fomitopsidaceae.
AUGAGCUCAGAACAUGCUCGAGUCGCCAACUUCGGCGCAGGCCCGUCCGCACUGCCCGUGUCCGUCCUCGAGGAGGCCUCCAAGGGGCUGCUCAACUUCCAGGGCACGGGCAUCGGCAUCGCCGAGCUCUCGCACCGCUCGAAGGAGUUCCAGGCGUUCGUGAAUAACAUGGAGUCGCUCAUCCGCACGCAGCUCGACGUGCCCCCGACGCACCGCAUCCUCUUUACGCAGGGCGGCGGCUCGAUGCAGUUCUCCGCCGUCGUCCUGAACAUGCUCGCGCGGCACCGCCUGCUGCACCCCGAGCGCGCCGCGGAGGACACCGUCCUCGACUACGUCGUCACCGGCUCGUGGAGCAAGAAGGCUGUGGAGGAAGCCCAGAGGAUGGGCGGCGCGCGGGUGAACGUCGUCGUCGACUCGCGUACGUUCUCGGAGAGCGGCAAGGCGUUCGACAUCAUCCCGCCGCAUGACGCGUGUAAGUUCUCGGAGGACCCUGCGCUGAUCUACUACUGCGAGAAUGAGACGGUGGAUGGCGUGGAGUUCUCGCACGAAGACGCGUCGCCUGCGUCGUUCCCGUUCCACCUUCUGGGCAAGAACGGUGGGCUCGUCCCGCUUGUCGCGGACUACUCUUCGUCGUUCAUGUGCAGGCCCAUUCCGCACCUUGCGGACCAUGCUAUCAUCUAUGCUGGUGCCCAGAAAAAUAUUGGUCCUGCCGGCCUCACAAUCCUCAUCGUCCGAGAAGACUGCAUCGUCGACGUGGACGCAGCAGCCAAGCUCGGUGCGAGCCCUGUCCCGCUCACGAUGUCCUACAAGACCCUCGCAGACUCGGGGAGCCUGUACAACACGCCGUCAGUGCUCCCGAUGUACAUCUCGGGUCUCGUGCUCGAACGGAUGCAGAGGCAUGGAGGCUUGAAGCACUAUGAGGAGACGAACAAGCGGAAAGCAGAGAAGGUGUAUGCUGUGCUGCGGGAAGGGCAGGAGAAGGGAGUCUUCAAGCGCAAGGUAAAGGAGGGCUCGGGCAGCUGGAUGAACGUCGUCUUCGAGGUCGUCGGGCCGGACGCUGAGAAGGCGUUCCUCGAGGGUGCCGAGCGAGCGGGCAUGAUGGGGUUGAAAGGUCACAGGUCUGUUGGAGGGAUCCGAGUAUCACUUUACAACGCUGUCACGGAACCGGAAGUCGAUCAGUUCGUUGAAUACGCGAAGCAAUUUAUCGCAGAACGCAGCGCGUGA